CGGCUAGCGUCCUUAAACGCACCCCCGUUGUUGGCCAUUGUUUAUUAUUUAUAGCUCCACAGAUAUGAUAUAUAUCUGCUGUCGUUGGCUCUAUUUUGGGUUGUUAAAUUAUUAUAAUUCUUAGUUUUCAUUCUUUCUUCGCUAAGGUUAAUUUGUAAUUAAGCUUAAAAAUAAUUUUAGAAAAGUAUAAGUGCUACCAUUUAAAUCGACUUAGUGAAUUUAAAAGGGUGUUAUCGUAACAACAAUGAAAAAUGGUGAAUGUUAUGAAAGGAGUCCUCGUAGAAUGUGACCCAGCAAUGAAACAAUUCCUCCUUCACCUGGACGAGACCCUCGCGCUUGGUAGGAAGUUUGUACUGCAGGACCUGGAUGAAACACAUCUAUUUAUAUCAGCGGAUAUUGUGGAAACUCUACAGGCACGUGUUGAUGAUUUAAUGGACCAACUGAGCAUUCCGGUUCAUGAUAAAGGACUGUAGAAUAUUCUUUACUGUUGGACACUAACUUCUUGUACU
This is a messenger RNA of Hyposmocoma kahamanoa, 509 nucleotides long. RefSeq names its product general transcription factor IIH subunit 5 (gene Tfb5). Lineage: Eukaryota; Metazoa; Arthropoda; Insecta; Lepidoptera; Cosmopterigidae. Gene Ontology annotation, biological process: nucleotide-excision repair, preincision complex assembly; transcription initiation at RNA polymerase II promoter; transcription by RNA polymerase II. Gene Ontology annotation, cellular component: transcription factor TFIIH core complex; transcription factor TFIIH holo complex. Bases 252 to 473 code for a protein of 73 amino acids. The transcript is spliced from 2 exons. The record is from RefSeq and is a predicted model, not a curated record.